AUGGGUUGUGCAGUUGGAUUAUUAACAACUUAUUCAGUUGAAGAAGUUGAAUCCGAAGUAGCUAAAUUAACUCCUCAUUUACCAAUGGCUGAAUUGAUGAAUGGUGGAAUAAUAAAACUAGGAGGAGCAAAUGGAUUUUUUAAUCCAAAUUCUCUUCUUGAUCCAAGUUGGUUAAAAGGUAAAAUGACAGUCGAAGAAUAUCAACAAGCAAUUAAUUACAUUAAUAAAUGUGCUGCUCAUAGUCAGAUUGGUUUAACUAAAGCGUAUAAUACAUCCGAAGGUCCAAUGCGUUUAAAUUUACGAACUCAAGCUGGCAUGAGAGCUGUAGAAGAAAUUAAUCAAAGACAUCGUGGAGUGAGAUUUACUUAUCAACAAACUGUUCAGAAUCUUCAAAUGAAUGUUUCAUGGGAAUUGGAUCCUACACAAAAAGUUAUGUUAGCAGGAAGAAGUCCUGUUGGACAUGCAACACUAACUAUUCUUUAUAUUACUAUUAAUUAA
Messenger RNA from Adineta ricciae, 498 nucleotides. Lineage: Eukaryota; Metazoa; Rotifera; Eurotatoria; Adinetida; Adinetidae. The record is from the annotation of a GenBank genome assembly.